AGCGCGCGUCAUUCCAAAAUAUUGUUAACCAUGCAAGAUAAUUUUGCAAACAAACUGGUCGUUAUUUCGCAAUAGUAGACCAUUUUUGUGCAUUGUCGUUUGAUUUGACAUGAAGAAAAGCUUAUAAAGUGCAGAUCAGUGGAGAAGAUGCCUGAAUGGCCUUGCACAAUAUGUACAGAACCACUUGCACAAGCUGAACUAUCAGCUUGUCCUUGUGGACACGUUUAUCAUUAUCAUUGUCUUGAGAGGUGGUUGCAAAGAAGCAACUCAUGUCCAACUUGUCGUAAAAGAACUACAUCUGGCUUAAGAUUGUUUUUUAGUAAUGAAAAAGAUUUCUCAUCAAGUGGUGCACAAAAUGGAAAUGAUUCAAAAUUGAUAACUGAACAACUUCGCAAACAAAAGGCAUUGACUCUUGAGAAAGACAAUGAAAUAAAGACAUUGAAAGAAUCACUUCAUGAUAUUGGUGUCAGGUUUGAUGAAUAUUGCGAAAGAAACGAAACACUAAAAAGAGAAUUUGAUGAAAAAUCAAACACUGUUGACUCUCUCAAGAAACAAGUCAAGUUUUUGACAGAAAAAACAAAACGUAUGAAUCAAUUGGAAAAGCAAUUAGAAUCGAUGAGAGUAAAUCUAUCUCAUUUAGAAAGAUUUCAGGUUAUGAUCGAAGGCACUCGUACGGAAGUUGAUGAUUUGUUAAAGACCAUUGGGACAAGUCCAAAAACUGCUCGAGAACUGGCCGCGCAAGUCACCAUCAUGAAACAUGAGAACAAGAAAUUUCAAGAGGCAAAGGAUAAAGCACGAAACGAAAAAGCUCAAAUUGAAAAGGAUUACAAUUCUCUGAGACAUCAGCUAAUUUCCAAAGACGUUGAAUGUCGAAACUUAAGGAAAAAGUUAGAAACGCAAGACGAUCAACUUAAUGAGAUAGAGGAAGAAAAAAAGCAUUUAAAGAAGAAAGUAGACAAGAUGAAGGAAUCAUUUGAUACGGAAAGUCCUCGUUCUACCCUCAUCAAUAGACUCUUGCAAGAAAGCCCUGUUCCUAUUAAAUUAGAUGAAAAUAUAAGUUUUUCUUCGCAUACGGUGAGCAACAAAGAGGAAAGUGAAAGGAAAGAAGGUGAAGUGAGCAAGAUUGAAUUCGCCUCCCCAGUCUACCCUGGUGCUUAUCUGAAGAGGAGAAAGCGUUCGUAUGCCAAUUUAGAGAACACAGGACGAAUGCGCCGUGGAUAUAACGGACUUGGAGGACGCUCUACCGUUCUGUUGCCCUUUCUAGGAAACUCUCAAACAAAGAAAGCGAGGAAAGUAUCAAGACCACAAAACAUUUCGAAGUUUGUUAGAACUAAGUCAAAUCAGCCGUUGCCUAGUAUGUAAUAGAAUAUUGAAUAUUUCUGUACAUUGUUAGUAUUAAGUAAUGAACGUGUUGUUCGUGUAUAUUUUGUAUAUUUAUAAAAGAUAUUGAGGAAUAAUCAUCAUAACACUCAUUUGUUUACUGAAGCAACCCUCAAAUGGUGUAAAUGUUCAGUUGGUUGAAAUUAAGUUACACUUAAUUUGACUAAAUGACUGUAUUAUGCUAUAUAUUUACUUUUGUUCUAUCCUACAUCUUAUGAAGUUUAAUAUCAUAAAAAUUUAGUUCGUUUCUCCAACCGUUCUUUUAGAUUCUUGAAAAAAGUUUAUGGUGUAUUAGUUUGUUUCAUUGAUUGUUUACUUAAUAGAAUAUAUUUUUUUAUUACUUUCA
This is a messenger RNA of Xenia sp. Carnegie-2017, 1726 nucleotides long. RefSeq names its product E3 ubiquitin-protein ligase TRAIP-like. The record is from RefSeq and is a predicted model, not a curated record. Bases 148 to 1362 code for a protein of 404 amino acids. The transcript is spliced from 12 exons. Lineage: Eukaryota; Metazoa; Cnidaria; Anthozoa; Malacalcyonacea; Xeniidae.